GGUGCAAAUGAUACCAAACCAUCGGGUUAGCGCUUUAACGCGUUAACUUUGGUCAUCUCUUAAUUAAUCAAACUUCUCUCCCGCCAAAGUUCCAAUGCAUUUGCUCACUUGAUCAAUGGUCAUCACCACCCGUCUGAAGAAACUUCCUUCCAAACUACUCUUCUCAAGAAAUCAUCCCUUUGCGUCAUUUUCUCAAACACUUUCCGCUCGCUCCAAUUUGCCCCACUACAAAGACAACCCAGACAAGGCCAAGGACAACUGGAACACCAACCAUUCUUUUGUCCUCUCAAACCCGAUUCUUUCACUCCUUGAAAAUAAAUGCAAGUCCAUUUCUCAACUCAAGCAAAUCCAAUCCCAAAUGAUCAUCACUGGCCUCAUCUCAGAUGGGCUGGCGUCGAGUCGUUUGAUUGCAUUCUGUGCUCUCUCAGAAAUGGCUGAUCUUUCUUACUGCAAAACGUUGUUAUGCAGUUUGCGAAACCCAAAUGCAUUUUCUUAUAAUGUUUCUAUUAGAGCUUUUUCUGACGGUGAGAACCCGAUUGAAGCUUUUAUUUUAUACAAGCAAAUGUUGUGUGCUUGGAGUAAUAGUGGUUUAAGGCCUGAUAAAUAUACUUUUCCUUUAUUGUUUAAGACAUGUACUAGAUUAUCAUUCUUUUAUUUGGGUUUUGAGAUUCUUGUUCAUGUUAUUAAAUUGGGUUAUGAGAGAAACAUUUAUGUGCAUAAUGCUUUAAUUCAUUUCUUGGCGUCUUUUGGGGAGUUGGACAUUGCACGUAUGGUGUUCAAUGAAAAUUGCGUGAGGGACUUGGUUUCUUGGAAUUCUUUGAUUAAUGGGUAUGUCAAGAGCGGGAAAGCACUCAAUGCUUUGAGGAUUUUUAGGGAAAUGGAGACGGAGGGAGUCAAGCCAGACGAGGUUACUAUGAUUGGAUUGGUUUUGUCGUGCGGGCAGUUGGAGGACUUAGUGCUUGGGAGAGAAUUUCAUCAGCGCAUUGAGGAGUAUGGGCUGAAUUUGACCGUGCCUCUAGGUAAUGCUCUUAUGGACAUGUAUGUGAAGUGUGGGGAACUUGAUGAAGCAAAGGCUUUGUUUGAUAGGAUGGAGAAGAAGACCGUGGUUAGUUGGACGACCAUGGUUGUGGGCUAUGCAAAGUUGGGGCUUUUGGACAUUGCUAGAAAGCUUUUCGAUGAGAUGCCUGAGAAGGAUGUUGUUCCUUGGAAUGCUUUGAUUAGUGGUUACGUCCAAAUCAAACAUUGUAAGGAGGCAUUGGCUUUGUUUAGUGAAAUGCAAGCCAUGAAUGUUAUGCCUGAUCAGGUGACCAUGGUUAGUUGUUUAUCUGCUUGCACACAGAUCGGGGCGCUUGAUGUUGGAAUUUGGCUUCAUCAGUAUAUUGAAAGGAAUAACAUCUCUAUAAAUGUUGCUUUGGGGACUGCUUUGAUAGAUAUGUAUGCAAAAUGUGGCAACAUCAGUAAGGCACUUCAGAUUUUUAAAGAGAUGCCAGCAAGAAACUCAUUAACUUGGACAGCUAUAAUAUGUGGUUUGGCUUAUCAUGGGGAUUCCAGUGACGCUUUAUCCCACUUCUUUGAGAUGAUUCAAAUUGGACUGGUCCCAGAUGAAGUUACUUUUCUGGGUGUCUUGUCAGCUUGUUGUCAUGGAGGUUUGGUUGAAGAAGGUCGCAAGAUUUUUGCACAGAUGAGCUCCAAGUUCAACAUUCCUCCCAAACUUAAACACUACUCUUGCAUGGUCGACCUUUUGGGUAGGGCUGGUCUACUGGAAGAGGCUGAAGAGCUUAUUAAGAGCAUGCCAAUGGAAGCCGAUGCUGUGGUGUGGGGAGCAUUAUUUUUUGCAUGUCGAAUUAAUAAAAAUGUCGAAAUGGGGGAGAAAGCUGCUAUGAAGCUUCUAGAACUGGAUCCUCAAGAUAGUGGAAUCUAUGUCCUGCUUGCAAGCAUGUACAUCGAAGCAAAUAUGUGGCAUAAGUCCAGGGAGGUUAGGAAGAUGAUGAAAGAAAGAGGUGUUGACAAGACACCUGGCUGCAGUUCAAUAGAAGUCAAAGGUGAUGUUUGGGAGUUCAUGGUCAAAGAUAAGUCACAUCCUCAGUGUGAUGAGAUCUACCAAUGUCUUAUGGAAUUAAAGAGACAGAUGGAGCUUGUCGAAUAUUCAGCUGAUGUGCCUCUCCUGGAAUAUGACCUCCUCAUUAGCUCUAAUAGCUGCUGCUAAGUCAACUGAGAAGGUUAGUUUAGAAUGCACAUCCGUUUUGCAAAGCUAAGAACAAGAUUGAGAAGUUUGUAAAGAAGUGACUAUUCAAAUGUCAACUGUCAAUUUUCAAUUUUCUACCUCACAAUAGUCCUGAACAUGUUGUCUUGCUUGCUAUGCAGUUUUAAUGUUUUGUCAGUGUGAUCUUUUCAUCACUUCAUCUUGUUUAGUUUCCCAAAGUUUGACCAGGUGUUUAAUUAUCUAAAAGUUGGCUGGCUGAAGAACUUAAAUUUCUCUUAGUUAUGCUGGCAAAUUUUAUGUUGCAAAAGGCUGCAGAGAAGGCAUAGUUGAUUAGGAAAAAAUUCGGAAACAUUUGUGAUCCGAAUGGAGUUAAUUCUUGAACCGGUUGCAUCCCCAACUUGGUCAGAUCUACAAUUGUUCUACUCAGUCAACAAGAUGUCUGGAGGUUGCUUAGCAUAUGUCUAAUAUUCUCUGGAGAUAAUCCCAAAUUUGGCUGUCUGUGGCUGCAAAAUUUCAAUGACCAGGUCUGUUGGAAAACAGAAACUCAUAUCCCAUACUUUUUCCCAAAUUUUAAUCAGCAAUAACUUGGCAUGCUGUUCUAAGUAUAAUCAGUCACAGACAGAGGUAGUCAGACACCAGAUCGAUUCAAUUGUCUGAAAUAGAAAGUGGUCUGCAGCCAACAUGUCAUCCAUUCCUCUUUCCAGUUUUCUCAGCCCACAGAACACAUUACUUUCAUUGAGCAAACAAAGAAAGAAAGAAAUCUGAGGGUCGGGUGUAGCUGAAGAAAUUAGUUAUCCCACUUGUUUUUAUCCUGUCCAAGAGGGUUCAUCAAUAUGAGAUCCUCACACUUGACAUAAGGCUUGUCAAAUCGUUUCUGACAUACACAUUUAAUUGAGCUGUUGCUAAUGCUGAUGCUGAUGAAAAACAGUUGAGAUUGGGGUCUCCUUUGAUAUUGAAUCUGUAGUUACAGAGGCCAAAAAUGAUCCUGAUAUUGGUUCUUGUGAGAAAGCUGGGAUUGAUGAAAGAAAGGAUAAUUCCUUGCGCUAUGCAGUUUCUAAGUUGUAAAAAAAGAUUACCCUCUUCAGGCCACAAAACAAAGAAGCAUAUAGUUCAAGAAAGGAAAUGCGGAAUCUUUGCUAUGGAAAAGGAAAAUUGCUUAUACCUGUCAGUGGACAGUUUCUUGUACUUAUUUAUAGGUUAAGCUCACUGAAAUCCUUUGCUUAUGCUCAACAUACCCAAGAGUUUAGAGUUUUAUUGACUUUGGAAUCUUAGAUGUCCUCAUAGCACAUCAGUUAUAUGGCCUUGGCUGAUAAUAUGAAUGAAGAAUUAAAAUAGCCCAAGGUGAAAUGAUUAGUAUGCUGUUUUCAUCUGCAGAAGAAGUUUAAGCCUAAGUUCUGAGAUAUUGUCGAGGCAUUUCCUAAUGUGAAGGUUUCAAAGUCAUCCCCUAACUUGGUGGUGUAAAUUGUUAAGUUUCUCAUUUCUAAGAGAAAAAUCUUGAAGGGAUCACAUACCUGAUCAGAUUUCUUAUUGGUGCAACAAAGAAUGUGCAAUAGGAAAAUGAUGUUAACUGCUUUUGAUCGAAAUUUCAGCAAUGGCUAUGUCUGUCAUAUCAAGGAGGAGGAGAUGACAGCAAAAAUGGCUGAGGAAUCUGGUCAAGUUUUUCUGAAUGAUGGAGCAUGUCAAUGCAAAGGUAGGUGUCCUUAUGGAUAUAGUAAACAAAUACAUCAAUUGGAUAUGCACUUGGUGACUCGAGUUGAUUCUUUGCACAAGGGAGUGAGCUUUUUAUAAACAUUCCUUGCCAAGUCACUCGCUAUGGGCUUUCCCUAGUUGCAUAGAAUCCUUGGUUCAUUUAAGGCGUUUAGCUCUUUGUGGGGAUGUAGACUAUUCCAGCAUCAAGAGCCAAUCUCAGGAUCUUGAGACCUUGCUGUUGAAGGGAUUAAGAGGUGAUGUUACACAGCCAGAUACUACUUGGAGUAUGGCAAGUUGAGACAUAUGCACGUAACUAAUUAUGCUACCUUCAUCUUGCAAGACAUCACUACAGAAAUUUCCUCUCAAUUAGAUAAUCUGGUCAGUCUUUCCUCUCCAUUUCUCUGUUCUGUUGAAGUUACAGAAAGGAUGAUGAGAAGGUUACCCAAACUCCGUAAACUUAGAUGCAUGUUUUCACAGAAGAACACGCUGAUUGUUAGGAUCACAAUCGCUUUCCAGUAUUAGAUUUUCUGUCAGAGCUUUGAGUCACUUAAAGUAACUAUUGUGGCAGAUUUCUUCAUUAUUUGGAUUCCCCUCAAGUCUCAGAAAGUUAACACUAUCAAACUCCUACCUAUCAUGGGAUUAUGUUUCAGAGAUUGGGAGAUUACCCAACCUUGGGUUCUCAAACUACCUUGUAGAGAGCCUUUGCCGGGAAAAGGUGGGACGUGAAAGAAGGGGAGUUCAUUAAACUCAUUCUUGAAACUUGACUCCUCAAACCUUGCCCAUUGGAGUGCAUACAGUGAUGAGCUGCCCAAUCUUGGAUGGCUAGUCUUGCAAAUUUGCAGGCAGCUUGAGGAGGUUCGUUGUGAUUGUCUGCUAUUUCUCAGACAUUCUGCUGAGAGUCACUUAGAAGACUCUAAUGAAGAACAACUUGAAAUGGGAAUUGAGCAGUGGAAGGUCCUCAUAAAUCGUUCACAUUGGGAUCUCAUAUCAUCUUCAUAAUUGUGGUCAAGCUAUUGGCUGAUAUCCUUUUUGCAGUGCUGUCUAGAAAGGCCGCGGUGGACCUAAAAAUGAAUAAAAUGAAAGAUUUUUGGAAGCUGUCAGUAAAGGAUUUUGGCUGACCUCAAGGAGUUCUCACGAAGGUGAUUUCAAUUAUUUAUAGCUAGCAGCAGAUUACAAUUCUUAUGCUUGGAGUUACAUCUGAAAUUGCUCCAGUAUGAUUCUGUGAUGAAUAUGACCUGAUAGCUAGCUGAAUAGGCAACUCAACUCUGAUAAUAGAUUUUUACAGCUAGUAGCCGAAUGUAAUUCAUAUCUUUGGAGUUAUGUUUGAAAUUGAUCCUGUAUGGUUUUAUGAUGAUUAUGACUGGAUUGAAGUGCUACUUAUUG
Messenger RNA from Coffea arabica (coffee), 5275 nucleotides. RefSeq names its product pentatricopeptide repeat-containing protein At2g22410, mitochondrial. Gene Ontology annotation, molecular function: protein binding; RNA binding. Gene Ontology annotation, biological process: RNA modification. NCBI's taxonomy places the organism in Eukaryota, Viridiplantae, Streptophyta, Magnoliopsida, Gentianales, Rubiaceae. The record is from RefSeq and is a predicted model, not a curated record.